GACUGAUGGAAGAAAUUGAUGAAGUAAUUCUAAAUACAGCCUUACUUCUCCCUCUGACCUCCACCUCGAAAUUUUUCAAAUAAAGAAAAAUGAUGCUCGUCUCUCGAAGCGCCUACUGCCUGAGCUUUUUGGGCAUCUGUGCUUUUUUGCGGAUCGAAGGACGGAGCAAGACUAGCAAGCUGGAGGAAGAGCAUUCCAGACGAGGCCCGCACACGCAUACACGGCCAACAGCAAGACAUGGACGCCAUGCCGCUCCAUCACGUCGAGAGAGAAAGGACAGUGGACGACUCAGGGAUGAAGAGGAGGAAAAUGAUGGAAACGGCGAUGACAGUGAAGAUGAAGGGGGCGAUAAUGCUGCUGGCGAAGGAGGACUGGAAGGCGACGACGACAUCGGCGUUCCACCUAACAGGAAGGAAAAGCAGAGAUACGCGAAAGAUGCAGUUCGUGCAAAAGCAAGGCAUGCGCAUAGCGACUCUUCCACUCACUCGAAGGCACAACACCAUGCCCAUGAACAGCAAAAGCACAGGGACACAAACACAAACAAGCGGUCCUCGUCAACCAGAAGGAUGGCAUCGUCUGCAUCAGAAAUAGAUCAAAAGCACAAGGAUCCUAAGCAUGCAAAAAGAGGUUCUCAAGCGACAAAGGCAAGUCAUCAGGAAACGAUGGAAUCCCUGACAAAGUAUGUCGACAAGCUUCCGUCACGGGUCCACAAGGUAUCCGAUAGCCUAGCAGAAUUGGGUCAGAGAAAAGGGAACACGCCUGGCAGUCAAGUCAGUUAUGGUUCAUCCGCCUCAUAAUCCUAAUCUCUUCAGUAGUUGUCCUUACUAGACGCUCAUUCUAAUAAAUUAAUAUCGAUGGAUCGUUCAGCAUCCUUCAGACAAAACAAAAACAUUGUUCCAAAACCGAUUUCUUUCAUCGUAAAAGUUCUUGAUCUUCUAAACUAUCUCCGCACCCCACUCAGAAGCUUUAAAGCAGAUGUCGUCGCCGUGGGAAGUUUGUCGUAAGAGGACUCUAGACAGGUGCGAAUCAGAGGAGGAGCGAGAUUCACCAGGACUGAAAUGCCAGAAAGUGGAGAUCGAUGCGGAUGAUGAUCAUAGGUAUGGAUGGAUAUGAAUCUAGUUUACAGUGAGGAGACUAGCUGAAGAGCCACGAGUUUACUCGCCUUUCUCUCCAUUCGUGACUGAAUGAUAAAUAUGUCUGAGGAAAGACAGGAGCAACGACUCGGAAAUAUUAGGACUUCUAUCUCUUGUUCUAACGUCGAUCCUCCGCCGGAAAAAACAACGCGAAGCAAGGAACCGACGACAAAGAUGAAGAGGGUUUACCAACAUCCCGUACCUCGAUGCUGUGCACCCAUCAUAUCACACAGCCGAUGCUCUGUUAUCCAGCCGCAGAUGGGAGGUGUACGCCUGACCACUACUGCGAACCUGCUCUGGCUGAAGAUGGAGCUGCUGGGACAGGAGACUCAUCUGACGGAGAUGAUAGUAUUAAGGCUUGGAUAACUAUUCAAUCUAUCUUCGGAAGCUUCCUCAGAUGAAGACUUUCGAAGGGGAAAAGACACCCAGGAUGCAUCUCGAGAUGAAUUCGUGUGAGCUCUAAUAGUAGCACAACCGAGGAAGUACGAGGCUUAGAGCCAUGGAUCCGUAUGUACUCGGAACUCUACAAGGGAGCUGCAGAGGCGGAAGCUGAGGAAGAGGAGGACCCUCUGAUAAAAAUGGAAACUGUAAAGAUGACGGAGACUUCUGAGGCUUCGAACGGAGGAUCUGUUGAGAACGACGUAGAAGUAGAAGGUAGUACUCCGCAAGAUUCGGACGGUGGCGGUGGUGAGGAUUUCGACACAGAGAGCAGUAGCGCAGUAGCAGGAGAAGAAGGGGAGAAAAGAGACGAACAACAGAUUGAUGGGGGCAGUCGUACGGAAGCAGCAGCAACAUCGGAACAGGACGAAGCUGCAGGAGAUGGUGCAGCAUCGGACGACGAACUUGGGGGUGCACCAGAAGUGGCAUCGGAACAAAACCAAAGUACAGAAGGAGCAGGAGCAUCGGAUAGUGAAGCUCUACCUCCCCCUCAGGAUGCAGUUCCAGCAUCAUUUCUCCAGGAUUUUUCUUGGUCCAAAUCUGCCUCUCCGCUUUCUUCUUUCGCUGGUCUAGACAGGGAUCCUGAAGACACUAAAGUCGAAGAAACCUCUCCCGCCAUGAAGGCUACUAAGACCAAAAAGCUGAAGCCGAAGUGUCAGAUGAAACCCUGUGAACAGAUCACCUUCGCUUCCUACGCAGGUGACGAAAGAGCGAUAAGGGCGCACAAAGUGCGAGUUUGCUCGAACGCUUUUUCCACACUGAAAGAUGGGAAGGCAGUGCCUUAUGGCAAAUAUAACUAUCUACUUACUUUUGACAUUCAUGAUCUUUAUCUUUCUGCACACGCUGUGACUCAGUCAAGGAAUUUGAAUUCGAGAGUUUGGUCUCCAGAAACGCCAGCAUACAUUUCCUCUUCUGAUCUGCGUAGCUUUCUCCUAUCCACCCUCCUCGUUUUCAUUCUCCCCUGACCCAUCCUUGGGUUUGCGAGUACAGCAAGCGCGAUGACGCGUGUGCAUUGCGUGACCGCGUGCAGCAUCCCUAUCCGAAAGAGUACGUUGGUAUGCUGCUCGGUAGUUCGAAAAGUGGAGAGGAAGAUUCAGGGGAGCUAGAAGGGGAUGAGAUUAUGAUGAGGACCUUUAGAUGUAGAUAAGGCAACUAGCUGCAGUACCUGAUUCCGAUUCCGAACGUCGUCGAAGAUGUCUGCUCUUUUUCCUACAGAUGAAUCAGUAGGUUCUUAUGAUGUAGUUUAUCGUAUGAGCAUGAUGGGUGUUUGUAGAGAGAGAAAGCAUCAGAUCAAACUUCCUCUAACCGGCAGGACGACAAACAAGCGCAAUGGGAUACACCGGAGCAAGGGAUUGAGUAUGUCUUCGAAGAAAUAUCCUCGGUUUCGAAGAGACUGAGAACUGAAGUGGAGCGCGCACUGAAGGAGCUAGAAGCUGCAAGGGACGACGUAGAGGAGAAACUGGAUGUUAAGAUUUUGAUUGUUUGUCGUUAGCUGGAGAUUCAAUCCGUUUGCUUAUAGGUCUUCAAGAACUUUGCUUAUAGAUCUUCAAGAACUCAGUGUUAGUCCUGCUUGGUGUGUCAUUCAUCUUGCUCUAGUGUUAGUCUUAUAGAUCUACAAGCACUGCUUGGUGUGUCAUUCAAGAUCUUGCUGUCUAAGGAGCCUCUAGAAGUAGCUGCCGAGGAAAGACGCAUAGCGAAACAAAUGGUCGUGGAUUUUUUUGCCGAAAAACGAGACAGAAUGGAGAGAAAGCUGCCAGCGCUUCCAGAACUACUUGGUAAAAUCGCUGAUAGGCAACAAGAGCGCGUCGAGCGAGCUGCUUUGACUGGACAGACGAGUUGACGAAGUCAAUCAUGUUCGGGGUUUUUGUUUUUCAUAAGCAGGAGCAAUGAGAACAAUCAUGAACAUUGUGGUGAGAAGAAAUGCUCAAUCUCGGCCUUUCUUCUUUGAGCGUUAGGAGAAUGGUGAGCUUUGAGUGAUUCAUGUACGUUCCUCCCUCGACUCGCAUUUGCCCAACGACAUGUAGAUCAGGGACUUCCUCGACGGACAACUCGCGCACUUUCAUUUCAUAAGCAGGAGCAAUGAGAACAAUCAUGAACCUUGUGGUGAGAAGAAAUGAAUCCCUUGAACGAGAAGAUGGACCUUCACUUUUGAUAUAGAAAUUUGCGACAGACGAGUCCAGUUCAUGAUGCGAAAAUCAUCUGGAAAUACGUGCC
Molecule: messenger RNA, 3785 nt
Organism: Amoebophrya sp. A25
Lineage: Eukaryota; Dinophyceae; Syndiniales; Amoebophryaceae
Source: the annotation of a GenBank genome assembly